Messenger RNA from Pristis pectinata (smalltooth sawfish), 1580 nucleotides. It is a transcript of the gene psma1, whose product is annotated as proteasome 20S subunit alpha 1. The coding region runs from base 607 to 1395 and encodes 262 amino acids. Gene Ontology annotation, cellular component: proteasome core complex, alpha-subunit complex; nucleus; proteasome core complex. Gene Ontology annotation, biological process: ubiquitin-dependent protein catabolic process. NCBI's taxonomy places the organism in Eukaryota, Metazoa, Chordata, Chondrichthyes, Rhinopristiformes, Pristidae. The transcript is spliced from 10 exons. The record is from RefSeq and is a predicted model, not a curated record.
CCACAAAGCACCAAGGAGAUACCACCAAUACUGUUUCCUGAAAAUUCAGCAGAUCGACGAGGAACAUAAACAGCAUCAAGGCCAACCUCCACAGAAUUAAGACCCCAAUUGUAAUCAGUCGUUCACCUGUCCAACACCAGAUCCCUGAAGCAUACUCUCCAUUGGAAGAGAUUACCACGUGCACAGAGGAAAAGAUUCAAGGCGGUUUUCCAAAACUACUUGGAAUAAAAGUCUAUAUCCGCACCCAUUGCUGGGACUUCCAGGGGUGGCACUGGGAACUCUUGGUCAGAGAAACCCCAAGUCAAAGGUGGAAGGAACACGCCACUACCCGAAGAACGACCCACCCACCCCGUCAGGCAGGUUCCGCUUGCCCGACCUGCGACAGGAUCUGUGGACUCCACAUCGACCUCAUCUGCCAACUCAGAAGCGAAGUGAAGCAAGUUCUCGUCCAGCCCCAGGAUCCUGAAGAGGGGAGACAGGAGAGGGGAGGGGCGUUCGAUGAUUCAUUUCCAUUUACUUUCCUGGCCGGCGCACAGGCGGGAUUAAUCAAUCGGCGACACCAUCGAUCUUCCGAUCGGUGCUGGAAGGAAACGGCGCGGCGGCAAAAUGUUCCGUAAUCAGUAUGAUAACGAUGUCACAGUUUGGAGCCCACAGGGGCGUAUACAUCAGAUUGAAUAUGCCAUGGAGGCAGUGAAACAAGGCUCAGCCACCGUAGGGCUCAAGUCAAAAACACAUGCAGUUCUAGUAGCUUUAAAGAGAGCUCAGUCAGAAUUGGCUGCUCAUCAAAAAAAAGUACUCCAUGUUGACAAUCAUAUUGGCAUCUCCAUUGCUGGUCUCACAGCUGAUGCUCGACUGCUAUGCAACUUUAUGCGUCAGGAAUGUUUGGAUUCAAGGUUUGUGUUUGACAGGCCGCUGCCAGUGUCACGUCUCGUGAGCUUGAUUGGAAGCAAAACUCAAAUUCCUACACAACGGUAUGGAAGGAGACCAUAUGGUGUGGGAUUGCUUAUUGCUGGUUAUGAUGAUAUAGGCCCUCACAUUUUCCAGACAUGUCCAUCUGCUAACUACUUUGACUGUAAGGCCAUGUCAAUUGGUGCUCGUUCACAGUCUGCUCGAACUUACCUCGAGAGAAACAUGGAUGCAUUCCAGGACUGUAACUUGAAUGAAUUGGUUAAACAUGGUCUGCAAGCCUUGAGGGAAACGCUCCCAGCUGAUCAGAAUCUUGCAACAAAGAAUGUCUCAAUUGGAAUUGUGGGUAAAGAUAUUGAUUUCACUAUUUACGAUGAUGAUGAUGUCGCACCAUUUUUGGAAGGUUUAGAAGAAAGACCUCAGAGAAAGGCAGCUCCAUCUGAUGAUGCCCCCUCAUCUGAAAAGCCAGAAGAGCCAAUGGAACAUUAAUCUAUUCAUCUAUUUUGUGCUUUGUAACUGUAUUUGCAGCACAGCUUCGGCAGGGCUUUUGAGAAACUUGUAUUUCAAUAAAAUAGGGAUAAAAAAUACUGUAAUUGGCUUUUUUUUCUAUAAGGAUUUUGUUACCGAUCAACGCAAAGCAUCUGUAAAACCAAUAAACUCGUGUAUUACUGAAA